Molecule: messenger RNA, 945 nt
Organism: Gracilinanus agilis (Agile Gracile Mouse Opossum)
Lineage: Eukaryota; Metazoa; Chordata; Mammalia; Didelphimorphia; Didelphidae
Product: olfactory receptor 5D18-like
Exons: 1
Coding region: 1-945 (314 amino acids)
Biological process (GO): sensory perception of smell; G protein-coupled receptor signaling pathway
Cellular component (GO): membrane
Molecular function (GO): olfactory receptor activity; odorant binding; G protein-coupled receptor activity
Source: RefSeq, a predicted model, not a curated record
AUGAGAAAUGCUGACCGCAAUCAGAGUGAUGCCAUCAUCUUCAUCCUUCUAGGAUUCUCUGAUUACCCAGAGCUCCAGAUCCCUCUGUUCUUGGUAUUCUUGAUGAUAUAUAUGAUCACUGUAGUAGGAAACUUGGGCAUGAUUGUGAUCAUCAGGAUCAACCCCAAACUCCAUACCCCCAUGUAUUUUUUCCUUAGUCACUUAUCUUUUUUAGAUUUCUGUUACUCUACUGUGAUUACACCCAAAUUAUUACAAGUCUUGGUUGUGGAAGACAGAACCAUCUCUUUUGCUCCUUGUAUCAUACAGUAUUCGUUUGCUGCCAUUUGUGUGGUGACAGAGGCAUUCUUAUUGGCAGCAAUGGCCUAUGACCGCUUUGUGGCAAUUUGCAAUCCCUUGCUUUAUAUAGUUGUCAUGUCCCACAAACGCUGUGUCCUCAUUCUGACAGGAGUAUAUGCAUGGGGCCUAAUUUCUUCUCUCAUAUUCAUCUACUCUCUCCUUAUAUUGUCAUUUUCUGGGACCAACAUCAUUAAUAAUUUUCUCUGUGAAUAUUCUGCUAUCCUUUCUGCCUCCAUUUCUGAUAAGCAUGUUACAGAGCUAAUCUUUUUUGUCCUUGCUAAUUUUAACACAUUUUCCACCCUCAUUAUUGUACUCACAUCCUAUCUUUUAAUUUUUAUCACUGUCCUGAAAAUGCAGUCAGUUAGUGGGAGAUAUAAAGCCUUUUCUACUUGUGCCUCCCAUCUGAUAGGUGUUACCAUCUUCUUUGGAACCAUACUCUUCCUCUACUGUUUGCCCAGUUCAAAAAGCUCUUGGCUUCUAGUCAGAAUAAACACUGUAUUUUAUACAGUAGUGAUCCCUAUGCUGAACCCUUUAAUAUACAGUUUGCGAAACAAAGAUGUGAAAGAAUCUAUCAAGAAAUUAAUGGAUAUCAAAAUAUUUUCUCACUAA